AUGUCAGACGAGGAGACGUACGGAGCGAGUGGGAGUGGAGGAGGAGGAGGCGACGAUGAGCUGAGCUUGCCACGCGCUACUGUACAAAAAAUCAUCGCAGGUGAGCCAUUAUGCAGCUCUAAAAGUCGAGAUUCGUGUCACGCGAGGGUGGUGGGGCGUACUGGGGCUCACAGCAGGGAGACGGUCUAGCUUACACGCGCUUUGCGAUAUCACCAUCCUUUCUGCAGAGCUCAUCCCAGCGGACAUGUCGUGUGCGCGCGAAACAAGAGACUUGGUGAUCGAAUGCUGCGUAGGUGGGUAGGCUCGAUGCGGGAGGGAUGUUGUCAUCGACACGUAGCUAAGUCGCGCACUUUUGCCCAUACAGAAUUCAUCCACCUUCUCAGCAGCGAAUCCAACGACGUGUGCGAGCGCGCCAGCAAAAAGACCAUCGCUCCCGAGCACGUUGUCGCCGCUCUCAAGGUGAGUGUCGUGCUCAAUCUGAAUUUGGGCGAGCGGACGCGUUGCUCCGGUCUGACCUUCUCCGCGAACGUCAUCCGAACAGGACCUCGGCUUCGAAGCAUACACGGCAGAGAUCGCAGAGAUCCUUGAAGAGCACAAAGUGCAACUCAAGGUGCGUGUGUGGUUAGGAUCCAAACGGCACUGUUCUGCUGUUGGCUGAGACUCUGCAAUGCUCCUUUGCGCCUGUUAGGAUCGUGAGCGCAAGACGGGCAAGAUGGAAAAGUCGGGCCUGUCCAUGGAGGAGUUGGAGCGGCAGCAGCAGCUGCUCUUUGCUGCUAGCGCCGCGCGAUAUGACCCUUCCUCUCACUGA
Ceraceosorus bombacis is the source of this 808-nucleotide messenger RNA. Lineage: Eukaryota; Fungi; Basidiomycota; Exobasidiomycetes; Ceraceosorales; Ceraceosoraceae. The record is from the annotation of a GenBank genome assembly.